Coregonus clupeaformis (lake whitefish) is the source of this 1338-nucleotide messenger RNA. Its product is annotated as GTP cyclohydrolase 1 feedback regulatory protein. Bases 122 to 568 code for a protein of 148 amino acids. Gene Ontology annotation, cellular component: nucleus; cytoplasm. The record is from RefSeq and is a predicted model, not a curated record. NCBI's taxonomy places the organism in Eukaryota, Metazoa, Chordata, Actinopteri, Salmoniformes, Salmonidae. The transcript has 4 exons. Gene Ontology annotation, molecular function: GTP cyclohydrolase binding. Gene Ontology annotation, biological process: negative regulation of biosynthetic process.
GGGGGUUUCCGCAUUCGCUGUCAGUGCGAGCGCAACUUGGAAAGGGGACUGUCGCGUCUCUGAAGUAACCGUCUAAUCAUCCAUUCCCGGGUGACUACCCGUUAAACGGUUGAGGUCCACGAUGCCCUAUGUGCUCGUUAGUACUCAGAUCCGGCUGACGUGUAUAGCGGGAACAGAAAUGUUGGUGACCCACAACCCUGGCGUUGCAAGCGCCAUGCUCUACCAACUGAGCUACACGGGACUGCUUCUCACCAACUGCACCUUGCAGCCAUCACCUGCAUUGUGGGAGGCACUAUUUGUCAACACUCUUUGCACAAUUCUAAAGCUACAGGGGGAUACAAAGGAGACUGGGCCAACCAUGGUAGGAGAUGAAUACUCUGACCCAGCCAUAAUGAACUACCUGGGCGCCAGGAAAACCACCAUGCUGGGGAACAAUUUCUCGGAGUACCAUGUGGACGACUCUCCGCGGUUGGUGUUGGACAAGCUGGAGAAGAUUGGCUUCCGUGUGGUGACGAUGACGGGCGUGGGACAGACGCUGGUGUGGUGCAUGCACAAGGAGACAGACUGAGUUACCUGACUGGGGUUCAACACACUAAGAGUGUGUCCUCCUGGGCCACGGGCACAAGGUAGUGAUGGUAGUGUCCUCCGUCCAAUGAGGGGCCACAGGGACAAAACCUAUACUAUACAUAUUACAUUACAAAUCAAGGCGGAGGAUUCUAUACAUUAAUUCUGCUACUGUUCUCUCAGUAAUGUAAUGGUCCUUUCUACCUUCUAGGGGAGCAAAGUACAGAAUUUUAGAUAAGGAGCUAUUCUCAAGACCUUAAAUUAGUGCAUUUGUAUAAUGGCGCUACUUGUCAAAAAUCAUUUGUACUCCCGUUCAAACUCUCUCCAAUGUUUUGGAGCAGAUACCAAAUAGAUAUGUGAGUAGUGGCUUGUUCAUAAUCUAUCAUACCAAUGGGUUUACAGACUUCUGAGAAAUAGAGGACAAUCUCAAGAAAAGUACAUUCCAGAAAGAAUUUCAGCUCAAAUGUCCAAGAUUAAUUUUCCCUGAGUGUAGAGUAUAGUUCAUGUCAUUGCAACUUGUAACUAUCUGUAACUGAAUCUGAAUGUCAAGUGUGAGAUGAAUCAGUUUCAAAGUUUAUUUUACUUUGCCUUUAGGCCAAGCAAAUAUUUACCUUUUACUUUUACCAGCAUACAAACAUUCAUUUAUCCUGACUCCAACAGGGCACACAAUCUAUUCCAUUAGAUUAGAGCUAUUGAUGUAGUUUUCUUGUCAUUGGUGAUAUAAAUUAAUGAGAUGCAUGUGAGGAAAUUAUAAUAAAGGUGACUAUUAUUUGA